ACAAGCAACAAAUAGAAAGUUCGCCAAUCCUUCUUCAUCUCCUUCUUCAUAAUUUCUCUCUUCUACAACAACAAGAACAACAACAUUAACAGCUUUUUGCUUGAUACCCAAUUCAAUAUUUGCAACAAUAAAAACGUUCUACCCCAUCUUUCCUACAACUCUUUAAGUUAAACAAUGUCUGAAACUACUGCAACCCCAGAAGGUAAGCUUGUUAGCUCUUUUCUUUUCCGGAUGCGGCAAAAGAGAAGCUACAAAGCAUCUCUGCCUAGCCAACUCCUGUUAUUUCAACUAUGACCUCGAGAAUGUGCCACUUCGAGCAGAUACUGGCUGUUGGUGGUUCAUGUGCCUAGAAUUGCUUUCGAGGUUGACCAGCUCUAUCCCGCAUUACUUUUUCAAUGAGGGGUACUGUGCGCUGAAUCUUCAAAUUUAUAAGCAAGGAUCAUCAAAAGCUUUUCUUCUCCUACCACAAUACACACGAUAUCUAAACAUGUUGCUAAUCAUUACAAACUACAGUUCUCUGGGCUCAACGAUCCAACAAGACUGAGGCAGAAAAGAAUUUCAUCUACCUGACCAUCGGUGUUCCUGAUGUCAAAGAACCCAAGAUCGAACUCAAGUCCCAAUCCCUCACAUUCUCUGGCUACUCUGAAUCGCUCAAGCGUGCCUAUGCUGUCACAUUGGAAUUCUACGCUGAGAUCGAUGAGAGUGCUUCCAAGUACAACCACACUCAAAAGAACACUCAAUUCGUCUUGAGAAAGAAGGAGUUGAAGGAGGAAUUCUGGCCAAGAUUAUUAAAGGAUUCUAAGAAGGUUCACUUCUUGAAGACCGACUUCGAUAAGUGGGUUGAUGAGGAUGAGCAAGAUGAAGCUCCUGAGGAGGAUUUGAGCCAGAUGGGUGGUAUGGGUAAGUUGCUUUGUCUCUGAUUGAAAGAUUUGACAGUAAGCUAAUGAAUGUUACUCUAGGUGGAAUGCCAGGUAUGGGAGACAUGAUGGGAGGAGCCGGUGGAGAUUUCGGUGGUAUCGAUUUCUCAAAACUCGGUGGCGCAGGAAUGGGUGGGUUGGGAGGAAUGGGUGGUGAUGAUGAUGAGGGCGAUGAUGAUGAGGAUGACGAGGAGAUGCCAGGACUUGAAGGAGAGGAGGAAGCUGGAGAAGAGAAAGCUGGAGAAGAGAAAGCUGGAGAGCAACCCAAGGCAAAGAUUGAGGAAGUCGCAUAGAUAAUUCCUUUUUUGGAGAAGCGACUUCGUACACAUCAAUCAUUUCAUUCAAUUCAUUCAGUUCGUUCAAGAAAGCGGAGAUACUAGGAGUUCUCAGAUGAUACGAAAGGACUUGUAUGGAUAUCUUUUGCUCUUUACAUCAAAGUUCACAUCAGAGCAAUUUGAUGAGAGUUAGGGUAUACAAAUAGUGGACUCUUGGGUUCGUUUAUGGAACGGUAUAUUAUCGAGUUACUGGAUGCGAUUUGAAAGGAGGGGUGGAUGGAUGGAUGGAUGGAUGAAUAUAAAAUAAAAGUAACGAUUUAUCUUAUUUUAUCUGUGUAUAAAGUGAUAGUAUAAUUAUGAAUUCAUAUUACCAGUU
This is a messenger RNA of Sclerotinia trifoliorum, 1568 nucleotides long. The record is from the annotation of a GenBank genome assembly. NCBI's taxonomy places the organism in Eukaryota, Fungi, Ascomycota, Leotiomycetes, Helotiales, Sclerotiniaceae.